Molecule: messenger RNA, 1416 nt
Organism: Closterium sp. Naga37s-1
Lineage: Eukaryota; Viridiplantae; Streptophyta; Zygnematophyceae; Desmidiales; Closteriaceae
Source: the annotation of a GenBank genome assembly
AUGAUAAGGGAUGACUACAGAGGGUGGGCGUGGACGAGGGCGCUGCUGGGAGUGCAAGCAGCAGAGGUGUACGCGUGUGGCGACCCCUCCAUGAUCAGUGACGAUUACCGCGGAUGGGCGUGGACCAGGGCCCUCCUGGGAGUGCAAGCAGCGGAGGUGCACGUGUGUGGCGACCCCUCCGUGCUGCCCCUCUUGCGAGCCAUCUGUGACGCCACUGGGGACGCCUUCGAAUGCCACCAUUACCACCGCUUUGCACCGCUCACAGUGGACCAGACGAGCUUGCUGGGUGAUCUGGGGCGGGUAUCACCUGGUGACUGCAUUGUGGCGUUCUCGCGGCGAGAGAUAUUCGAAAUCAAGCGAGCGGUGGAGAUGACCACAAAGCACCGGUGCUGUGUGGUGUACGGGGCACUGCCGCCAGAAACCAGGAGGCAGCAGGCGAGGCUGUUCAACGAGGAGGAGAGUGACUUCCGUGUGUUGGUAGCUUCAGACGCUAUCGGAAUGGGGCUCAACCUGUCCAUUCGGAGGGUUGUCUUCAGCACGCUUCACAAGUUCAAUGGGGAGGAGAAGAUCAUCAUCCCGUCGCCCAUGGUGAAGCAGAUCGCCGGGAGGGCGGGCAGGAGGGGAAGCCGGUACGAGGAGGGGGUGGUGACAUGCCUGGACCCCACCGACAUGCCGUUGCUCAUCGCUGCUCUGCAGGAGCCAGUCGAGCCCACCACGGCUGCUGGCCUUUUUCCUCUCUUUGAACAGGUGGAGGUGUUCGCCAGUCAGCUGCCUGACGUGUCCUUUGCAAGGCUGUUUGACAGAUUCGUGGAGACAUCGAAGCUAGACGGCACCUACUUUCUCUGCCGCACUGACAACAUCCGGCGUGUGGCAACCAUGCUGGACAAGAUCAAGGGUCUGACCCUCCGCGAUCGCUUUGCCUUCUGCUCAGCACCAGCCAAUGCCAGAGACCCCACCGUGAUGGCCGCCCUCCUGAGAUUCGCCCACCAGUAUGCCGAGGGCAAGCCCGUGCCGCUUUUAUCGGGUGGACGGGGCGAGGAGGAGAAAUUGGGGGACGAGGAGAGGAGUGGAGGAUGGGAGGGGGGCAAGGGGAGGCCGGGGGGAGAUUCGGCGGGCCAAUGGGUGCGCGGCACGUGGCAGAGAACUGCUGCUUCGGAUCUCAUGGCAUUGGAGACAAAGCACCAGGUGGCAUCGCUCUAUCUCUGGCUGUCCUAUCAGUUUCCCAAAGGCGCCUUCCCGGACGCUUCCCUCGCGACAGACAAGGCUCAGAACGCGGCCAAGCAGCUCUCCACGGCUCUCCUCGAGGCUCGGACGCCGAACCUGAGCAGCAGCUUCGGCAAGCCAGGCUCGUGCGAGGCUGAAGUGGAGUGCAGGGAGGAGGAAGGUGCACGUCUGCAACUUGUACUCCUGUUUUAA